Molecule: messenger RNA, 1430 nt
Organism: Lolium perenne
Lineage: Eukaryota; Viridiplantae; Streptophyta; Magnoliopsida; Poales; Poaceae
Product: ribose-phosphate pyrophosphokinase 1-like
Biological process (GO): 5-phosphoribose 1-diphosphate biosynthetic process; purine nucleotide biosynthetic process
Cellular component (GO): cytoplasm; ribose phosphate diphosphokinase complex
Molecular function (GO): magnesium ion binding; ribose phosphate diphosphokinase activity
Source: RefSeq, a predicted model, not a curated record
AUCCAAACAGACGAGGCGAGUGGCUAACCGUGCUCUGCCCUGCCCUGUCCGACGAUGGCCUCCACCUCCAUGGCCAGCUUGUGCUCCUUUCUUUCCUCUCCUCGCCCAUCACCCGACUUGGCAACCGUCCUACUCUCCAUCGCGCCUUGUCGUCCUCUUCGCCGGAGAUGGAGCUGCAGAGCCGGAAGCGGCGGCACGUACGAUUACAGGAGCAGCAAUCCAGUGCAGGCACCUCCGGACCUGCACUUCCUCCCGGAACCGGUGCCGGAGCAUAACAACUCAAGCAGCCGGCUGCGCAUCUUCUCCGGCACAGCGAACCCGACGCUGGCGCAGGAGAUCGCCUGCUACCUGGGGCUGGAACUGGGCAAGAUCAAGAUCAAGCGAUUCGCUGACGGCGAGCUCUACGUGCAGCUGCAGGAGAGCGUGCGCGGCUGCGACGUGUUCCUGGUGCAGCCCACCUGCCCUCCCGCCAACGAGAACCUCAUGGAGCUCCUCAUCAUGAUCGACGCGUGCCGCCGCGCCUCCGCCAAGAACAUCACCGCCGUUGUCCCCUACUUCGGCUACGCGCGGGCCGACCGCAAGAUGCAGGGGCGCGAGUCCAUCGCUGCCAAGCUCGUCGCCAACCUCAUCACGCAGGCCGGCGCCCACCGCGUCCUCGCCUGCGACCUCCACUCGGGCCAGUCCAUCGGCUACUUCGACAUCCCCGUCGACCACGUCUACGGCCAGCCCGUCAUCCUCGAUUACCUCGCCAGCAAGACCAUCUGCCCCAGCGACGUCGUGGUGGUCUCCCCCGACGUGGGCGGCGUCGCCAGGGCACGCGCCUUCGCCAAGAAGCUCUCCGACGCUCCCCUGGCCAUCGUCGACAAGAGGCGGCUCGGCCAUAACCAGGCCGAGGUCAUGAACCUCAUCGGCGACGUCAGGGGGAAGGUAGCCGUCAUGGUGGACGACAUGAUCGACACGGCCGGAACCAUGUCCAAGGGCGCAGAGCUGCUGCACAGGGAAGGGGCAAAAGCAGUGUAUGCCUGCAGCACACACGCCGUGCUCAGCCCGCCCGCCGUCGACAGGCUCUCCGGCGGCCUCUUCCAGGAGGUGAUCAUCACCAACACCGUCCCCGUGCCGCCGCACCAGCAGUUCCCGCAGCUCACAGUCCUCUCCGUCGCCAACCUGCUCGGGGAGACCAUCUGGCGCGUACACGACGACUGCUCCGUCAGCAGCAUCUUCCAGUGAUGAUUAUUAUUACCCUUUACUACAUAUCAUCUGUUUUCGCUGCCCAGCCCAUCACUUAUAUAGCCUCCUAGCCAAGGCAAAAUACCACUACAUUCAGUCACCGCCAUAAACAACACAUGCAUACAGAUUACUAACGUCAAUCCUAACAGAUUUCCCUCUGUAAUCAUAUGAUAUACUACUACACAACACCAAAGAUUGAUUGA